GGAGUCCAGAAGCGCAUUUUGGAUAUCAAUCCCAAAGCAGUGUUUGUGCCAUGUAACAAUCACUCGCUCAAUCUUGCCGGUGUGCAUUCAGUUGGUGUUGGAACAAAGUCUAUAACUUUCUUUAGUACUGUAGAAAAAUUAUAUACUUUCUUCUCAAGCUCCACCCAUAGAUGGGAUGUUCUUAAGGAACAUGUACCAAUUAACUUAAAGCGAUCAUGUGACACAAGAUGGAGUUCAAAGCAUGAAGCUGUAUGUGUACUUGCUAAACACACUGAUAAAAUAAUAGAUGCUUUGGAAAUGCUGCGAGACAGGCCAGGAGAAAACUUUGAAACCAAAGGGGAUGCAGGAAGUCUAUUAGUUUGCAUUAUGACUUAUCCUUUUUUUUCAUUCUUGCAUUUUUGGAGUCCAGUAUUAAACGAAGUGAAUGAUGCUCAGCUCUACCUGCAGCAAAAAGGACUUGCCCUUGAUCAAUGUGUGCAAAAGCUGAAAACACUGGUUUUAUUUUGCCAGGAAAAACGAGACAGUGUAGUGUUAGAGGCAACUGAGAAAGCUCUGCAGAUAUGUCAAAUGUACAACAUUUCUACAGAGAGAAGAGUUGGAAGACGUAAAAAGAUGCCUGGUGAGCUAAGUUGUGAUGCUGGCUUGACCUUAAUACAAGAAACAAGAAGAGAACAACUAGAAGCAAUUGAUCGUCUUAAAGCAGAAAUCACAAAACGCUCAACACAGAUGAAUAUGCUUCACCAGAGAUUUGCUUUCCUGCAAAUCCAGACUUUGCUAGAUAUUGAAAAAGAUGAUUUUAUCAUUGAACAAAUUGAGCACACAUGUGCUAAGUACACAGAGUUGAAUGCUGCAGCUAUGUUCAAUGAAAUAAAUCGCCUUCGGAAGCACAUUGUCUUGUAUAAGGAAGUCAACACUGAUGAGCAGCCUACUAACUGGAUCGCUUUAGAUUUGCUUCGAUGGGUGUACAAGUGGAAGCUGCAGGAGAGUUUGACUAACUUUGUUGUUGCAUUAAGAAUAUUUUUAACCAUCACUGUUUCAACUGCCAGUUGUGAAAGAAGUUUCUCCAAACUGAAAUUAAUAAAAACAUAUCUAAGAUCUACAAUGAGCCAGGAAAGAUUGACUAAUCUAGCAAUGCUUUCAAUCGAGCGAGAUUUCAAAAUAGAGUUUGAAACCGUAAUUGAAAAAUUUGCAAAAAUCAAAAGCAGGCGAUUUUAAAUUGAGGUUCUGGCCUGCUUCUUGUUUUACUUCUUGUUUUACUACAAAGAAAUUCAGCGGCAGUUAAGAGUUUAUCUGUUAUCAGGAUGUUGCACAGUACAGCAGUGCCAUGAGGUUCUGGCCGGCUUCUUGUUUUGCUACAAACCAAUCCAGUGUCAGAUCAGAGUUUCUGUUAUCAGGAUGUUGCACAGUACAGCAGUGCCAUGACAGUAACUGGCAGUAGGAAUCUAAGCACAAGGCUUUCUAUGGAUCAGGGACUGUGUAGAGAUGUGUUCUGGACUUAUGGGAACAGAUCAAGAUGAAACUGGAUAUCAGUGUCCAUUAUGUAUGGUAUGUAAAGCCAUAUGGAACCCUGUAUUUUAUGAGAUCCUGCAAUAAAUUGCGGUAUAUGUCUCUUUUAUAGUAUUAGUGGUAAUAUUGGUCUUGGUAUGCCUGUGGGGCGUCAUUCUAUAAAAAGGCGCAUGCACAAAAGUUAGGGGGCGCCAUACUAGGUUCGCCCCGGGUGCUGACAACACACGCUACGCCACUGCCCUGGGCUAAUCUUCUAUUUUGGCUGGAAUGCAGUUGGUCCCAAAUAGCAUUACCAUUUUUCAUAACAAAUAUGGCAAACUUUGUGAGCAAUGCCUGCUUAGUUUAGAAAGAAUAUGGGACUUAUAUUCUAGCCGUACAGAUAACAGGACAAGGCUUAGAGAAUAAGAAUUUGACUAUAAUGAUAAUUGUGUGUAAUAAUUGUCUUUGUGUUUCUUUUUCAGGAGCCACUAAAGGCAGCUUAGUCAAGCUGGUUAAAGACUAAUGUUUUUGUUUUGUUCACAGGUUUUAGGUGGAGUGGUCCUGACUAAAUUUAGUUAAGCAUUAGUUAGAUCAAUUUAAAAAGGUCUUCAUAGUCACCACGUGGUAUCAUGAGCUCAAUAAUUAGUAAUUGUUUGCAAACAAUUAAAUAACAGUCAGGCAUUUGUUGGUUAAAACAGUCAUGUAUACUGUACCUUUGUGAUGUGAAUGUAUUUUUUUGUCGCCCCCCCCCCCCCAUGACCUUUUGUGUUUUAGGUGUAAAUAGCAUUUGCUCUUUCAAUGGACCUCACAGGAAGAUGUCUUUGUUCACACACCAGAACAAAAGUUGAGUUGGGAGAUGGUGUUAGUAUCUGUCUGACUGCGAUGUGUUAAGGGACAGCAGAAUUAAUUUUUUCAUAUGUGAUUUUUUUUUUCUACCUGUGCAUUUGUUUUCCUUGUUAACAUUUUUAAAUUAACAUUUUUUUUUUUUUUUUAAGUAUUUUGUAAUUUAUGUUUAUAUAUACAGACCUACUGCUUGGGUAGGCACUAAACUUUAAAGUUGUUUACCAGAUUGGUCAUUUUUUAGUUAGUAUGGUACCAGUGUAGUAUGGUACCAAAUGGGGGAAUGUGUUUGAAAGAAUUAUAGGUCACACUAAGAGGCCAUGUUUUUUGUUUUGGUUUUUGUGUGGUUUACAAAUACCCCCCUGCUAGGAUGGAUUUAGAUUACCGUCUGGUCUGAACCUAGGCAUAUUAGUGAGGUUACAUGUAGGUGUAGAAAGGUAUUGACUGCUAAGAAUAAUGAUACUGCUCUUGAUUUUUAUUUCCAGGAUCCGUAAUGAGGCAAAAUAACAUAUCCAAAUUUGGGACCCUGGAGAAGUACCAGCAGCCCAAUAUUGUGGUGGCAAUUGGACUACAUCUUACACAUAGUUAUUGAUAGAUCUUAUACACUGCUUAACAAAAAAGAGUGACUGGGAUUUUGGGAGAGGUGUGGAAGAUUAUUUGAAACAAGAUGACAGUGCCCGAUUUAAAUGCGCACAGACAUCAGCUAGAAGUCUACAUGGGGGAAGGCCUCCCAUGGACAAUAGAAGAACACAUAUGGUUGUUUUGCAUAAAUUCACCAUAUUGCUGAGUUCUUUUUGUUUUCUUGUUUCCUCUUACUUGCAGGAUUAAAUCAGUGAGUGGAAAAUGAAGGAAGCAGAAGUUCCUAUCAAUAUAUAAGCCAUACUGAAGUUCUAAAAACUAAUUGUCAGUAGUCUGAUAUGGCCAUGUCUAUUCAAUCUUCAGGCACAUCUUUGAGCCUUUGAAUAGCCAGAUAAUAGGUCUCUUGCAGCACCUAUUAUACAGGGGUAAGAAGGUGGGAUGACCAACAAGAAAAAUCAUUCGGCCUUCUGGAAAUUAUUAAUGUGUAUGCCAGACAUUUGUAGCAUGUGGUUGGUGGUUAAUUUACUCAAACGGUGUACUCGAUUAUCAUGAAUGAGGCCUGAAUUUUUACAUGUAUAGUUUAAAACCAUGCAGAGUAUGGCAUUAUGGUUAACAGUCCAAGGUUUCACUUUAUGCUUAUUGGCCAAUAUAGAGCACAACGUACAUUAGAAUCACCUGUAUUAGACAUAUAUACAUCUACCAUGUAUCUUUUUAUUUUUAUAUUUGUAUUGUAUGAGAUCUUGUGAGAAGUAGAAUUCAGCUUGAUUGGACUUUUGCAAAUGCACAGACUGUCACAUAUUGCUAAAGUGGGCUUGCCCAUAUUCCAGCUAUAUAAGGCAGCUGACGAGCAAGACUAGUUGGUAGUGAAAUGACAAUCUGGUUACAGGAUCAAGUCAAUUAGCAUGGUGUAAUGUUAUAUACUGCAUGUGAUAUCAAUGUAGGAUAUGUAGAUUUUCCUGUGAUUAUCAUGAGGGAUAUUGGUGACUUGUUAUUUAUUUAUUAAUAUCCAUAAUGAAUAGUGUGUGACUGUUGAAUGAAUGGGUUCCUGUUCUGUCUAUGCCUGCCCAUGUUGACGAAGAAACUGUUUCCGAAGAAAGGCCACAAUGCUGGAAAGGUUGCAGGACUGGAGUAAUGCAGAUAUCAAGUUCCUAUGGUUAUUUUUUUGAUUGUGUGUGCCAAUAGGCACAAGACCAGGGAAUGUUGGAACUGAUAAAAUUGACAUCUAUGAUACAGCUUUAAUGCAAAGAUGUUCCUUAAUAUCUUGAACUGAAUCAGCCCGGGUCUGCUUGAUAUGCAAAUGAGGACAAUCAAAGGGUUCUUGGGGCAGGACACUGAUGAAAGGAAGAUCUGCCAGGACUGUCACAUCCUGGGGAAAGCCCGACCCCCUGCUGGUAUUUACUGCCCACACCUGUGUCAGCAAGGACAUAUAUGCUGGGAUGGGGGCAGGGGUAUAUGAUACAACUUUCUUCCUGUGUAAUUACCUGCACCAACCUAACUCACAAGUAAGAGCAAUGGUGACCUUGGUGACCUCUGGGACAAGACAAGUCUUCCUGGACUCUACAAUCAAGAAUGUGAUUCGCUGAGACCUGCUGGAGAGGAGUGUUCUGAGUACAGAAGAAAAGCCCAUGGCAUGUGUGACUGAGAGAGAGAAUGGUGUAGCUAGCUCAAGGAUCCUGACCCCCUCCAAUCCCCUCUCCCAUUCCCUUAUUUGUAUUUAGAAUGUAGAUAUAUCCCUAUUUGUAAAUAAAUCCAACACUGAGUUAAGAUAUAGUUGUUCUUCAGUAAUUUAAGGCACCUGCCAAGCAAAACACAUUCUACAUUUGGCACCCCAGAUGGAGUGUGGAAAUUCCUAAAUCCACAUAGAACCUAUAAGACGAAAUUGCUCUAAUUCAAAUUGCUGAAAGAACAGACCAGACCUGUUGCACAGAUUCCGUGGUGAAGUAAUUUAAGGCACCCGCCAAGCAGAACACAUUCUACAAAGAAUAUCAAGGAAAGAGGUUCAAUUCUUGCUAAGAAGGCUUCAGGGCGUCCAAGAAAGUCCAGCAAGCGCCAGGA
Bufo gargarizans (Asiatic toad) is the source of this 4959-nucleotide messenger RNA. RefSeq lists its product as uncharacterized. The record is from RefSeq and is a predicted model, not a curated record. Gene Ontology annotation, molecular function: protein dimerization activity. The transcript is spliced from 3 exons. Lineage: Eukaryota; Metazoa; Chordata; Amphibia; Anura; Bufonidae. Bases 298 to 1215 code for a protein of 305 amino acids.